UGGGGUGUCAAUUUGUCAUGUCACCAUAAUAAUUUGAUUAUUUGUUGGCAAUCUUGGCAAUAAAACAGAAACUUUUGAAUUUCAUACACUUGUGAAAAACCCCACGAAGCUUCUUAUAGUAACAAUUGCAUGCCAAAUUGCCAGCCGAACAAUAAGUUCCUAACCUUUGAAGAAAUUGAACAAAUACAAGAUAUCAAUCGUGUAGUUGAUUUGAGCACCAAAUUUUCAACUCCUAAACACAUAAGAGAUAAACAUCAUGUUCAAAUUCCCAGAGCAUCAGAUUGCAGGCCACCUGGCCCUUGGGGGAAAAUUAGGCCCGCAGAUAGACGAAUCAGGGCGCUUUUGCAAGCCUCUCCAGGAGGAUGAACGAGGCUCUAGAGAGGUUGCUUUCUAUGAAGCACUCUAUUCUACCUCAAAAGUCAAGAAGCAAAUUCUUCGCUUCUUCCCUGUAUUUUACGGUACACAUAUUAUUGAGGCAUCUGAUGGAUCAGGACUGCAUCCUCACCUUGUUUUGCAAGAUGUUGUCUCGGAUUACAUAAAACCGUGCAUCAUGGACAUCAAAAUCGGAUCCAGAACAUGGUAUCCUCAAGCAUCAGAGGAUUAUGUUGCGAAGUGCCUCCGUAAAGAUAGAGGAACCACCAGCCUUUCUUUGGGUUUCAGGAUAUCUGGCCUGCAAAUAUACCAAGGUAAAAAAUCUGGUUAUUGGAAGCCUGACAGGAAGCAAAUUCAGAAGUUUACAGCAGAUGAUGUCAGAUCAGUUUUGAGGAAGUUUGUGUCUUCAAAUCAAUUAGGUGAUUCAGAUCACAAACCUGAUUCAACACCAGCAUGUUAUAUGUAUGGUGGUUUCUCUGGAAUUUAUCAACAAUUGCUGGAACUAAAAUCAUGGUUUGAGGAACAAACAGAUUUUCACUUUAACUCUUGCUCGAUCCUCUUAAUUUACGAUGGUGAAUCAGAAAAGAACGGUGGAAAUCCUCAGUCUACGAUUAAGCUUAUUGAUUUUGCACACGUGUUUGACGGCAACAAUGUUAUUGACCAUAACUUCUUGGGUGGUCUUUCCUCAUUAAUCAAAUUCAUUUCAGAUGCAUCUGCCACACAGCUCAGCAAACCCAAAUGGUUGGAUGCUCCGGCUGCUUAAUGAUGUACAACUUUCUCAUGCUUUUUCGACUGUCAAAACUGUGGUUCCGAUUUUAGUUCUGAACUAUCAGUUUGAUGCAAUAGUUGCUACUUUUUUGAAAGUUUCAGCUUUGGCUUGCUAUGGAGGAAAUGUUGUUCUUGGUAAUUUGCACCUUGUUUAAUCAACUAGCUGAUCACGAAGCCUCGCUCGCAUUGGCUACUAAUCCUUUUAUUUGAUCAGAAUAGUGUGUGAAGGUGUGAUUCUCUUGGAAAAACAAGUAGGUUUUAAGGAUGUCAGUAGCUGAUCAAAGCAGGUUAUAUUGAGGGGUGUCUUAUGUACUGAACUUGAUUUAUAGAGUUAGCAAAAUCAAAACAUAAUUGAGCAUUUUGUUUGACAUCAUAGGUUUAAGUUGAUAAAAAUAGAUGGUCCAACUAGAAGAUUUGUGUGCAAGUUGUCGUAGAUAUUCCUUUAUGGGCGGGGGUAAACCCAUUGCUUGGAAUCCGGGCCUGACGCGGAUCCUAUAUAGCACUGUCACUCAAUUGCACUUAUCAAGUCUUUAAUUGUUCCAUCAAUUUAAUGCUCCCACUCAAGUCACAAGCUUGCGUUACUAAGCUCAGCAAUUAGUAUUAGCCUUUUAAUGGUAUAUAAAUUAGUACAAAAUGGUGUAAUUUAAUGAUAUGGGAACCCUUUAUUUUGGAAAUUCAGGAAGAAAUUUAUCAUUAUUGAAUUUUGUUUCAUUAUUGGAACUCUUAAGAUUGUAUCCUAUAAAGCUCAUGUGGGUUUUUUUUUUUCUCCGUUUGGUACCGUUGUGGUUUUCUGUUUUUUGG
This is a messenger RNA of Chenopodium quinoa (quinoa), 1941 nucleotides long. Its product is annotated as inositol polyphosphate multikinase beta-like. The record is from RefSeq and is a predicted model, not a curated record. Gene Ontology annotation, molecular function: inositol tetrakisphosphate kinase activity; inositol-1,4,5-trisphosphate 3-kinase activity. Lineage: Eukaryota; Viridiplantae; Streptophyta; Magnoliopsida; Caryophyllales; Amaranthaceae. Gene Ontology annotation, biological process: inositol phosphate biosynthetic process. Gene Ontology annotation, cellular component: cytoplasm; nucleus. The coding region runs from base 257 to 1135 and encodes 292 amino acids. The transcript has 2 exons.